AUGGAUUUGGAAGUUGAAUUUUCGGACUCCUCAACAGAGGGGGAGUUAGACACUUUGGGGCGAUGUUUAUCUACUAAGGAUAUUGGCUUAGAAACGGUGAGCCGAAACCAAAGUCAGAAUCAGGUUCAAUCAGGUAGCUGUUCAAGGAGUGGGAGAAUUCGUAAGAUGCGGUAUUCAAACUUUUCCAAUAUUGAUAAUGAAAGUGAGUUAUCUGAGGAAUCUCUUUCUGAUUUUGGGGAGGGAUCUAAAAUACAAAGAACACGGGAUAGAUACAAUAAGAGUAGGACUUCCAGGUCAAAGAGUCAGUCUCGGAAGAAUGAGGACCUUGAAUAUGUGAACGAGGAGGAAUUUUAUGACAGUGAUGAUGACGAUUUUGUGAGUGAUGACUUUAACACAAAUUCACUUGGUGCUAGAAAGAGUACAGACUCUGAUGAUGGUGAUGAGGAUUUGUAUGAAGAGCCAGUUCAGAAGAAGCGAGGUAGAAAACCUUCUAAAACCAAGAUAUCACAAAAUAAUGCUGUUAAGAGGACUGCAAGGAGUAGUCGAAAAUCAGUAAACUAUUUAAGUUUUGAUGACUCAGUUUCAUUAGACUCAUUAACUCAAGAGUCUGAUGAAGCAGAGGCAGAUGUAUCUGUUUCAACCCAACAGAAUGUAAGGACAAUAGACAGAGUAAUUUCCAGUAGACAGAACCCUGAAGAAAAUAAUAUAACGCAAUAUCAAAUUAAAUGGAUGGGUUAUUCUCACCUACACAAUACAUGGGAGUCAGCUGAAUCUCUAAUAAAUGAAGGUGUGGCUGGCUUGAGGAGGCUGGAAAACUUCCAAAAGAAAAUGGCUGAUAUGAUUCAAAGACGUAAAUUAAUGACGGAGGACGAAAUAGAGCAGGAAGAUAUUACAUUUGAAAUUCAAAGACAACUUGAUUUGGAUGCUUUAAUUCCAGAGAGAAUUGUUGAUAUUUAUAGAGAAAAUGACAAUUCUGGAGUAGUAAAAAACAAUGAGGAAGAUCGGAAACAAUUAUACUACUUUGUUAAGUGGUUGAGUUGUCCUUAUGACCAAUGCACUUGGGAGUCUUAUGAAACUUUAGAAGAACAUAACUUCCUGUCAUACAUUGACUCCUUCUAUGCUCAAAUGGACCUUGUUUCUAAGUUUGAUAAGAGUUGUGACUACGAAAUGAGAUCUCUUGCCCUAACCUCAUUCGAGCCUUAUCUUUCAACUCCUUUUUAUAUGGGAAUAAAAGUUAAGGAUAUGUUAAACCAAAACAAGAAUUUGGAAAAGAUAGAUAUUAAGGAUGCGAUACCCGAAAAUGAUCAGCCAAUGAAGAUUGAGUAUCAACCCAAUAACAAUGAAAAUAAGCAGGGCAAUUCCAUUUCAGAGGAUGUAAAGAUGGAAGAUAAAGACACUCAAAAUUAUGAAGCUUUUAAAGAAGAGGUUGAAAAGGUAGAGGAUUCUAAUGACGAACCAUUCCAACCGAAAACUCUCAGGGACUAUCAAAUUUAUGGCUUAAAUUGGAUGAUUUCGAGGUUCAAGAAGAAUGUAAAUGUUCUUUUGGCUGAUGAAAUGGGGCUUGGAAAGACCGUUCAAACAAUUUCUGUAGUUGGGCAUUGCCUAUACAUGGAAAAAAUUGUUGCUCCAUUUCUUGUUGUGGUACCUCAAAGUACCAGUGAUAAUUGGCUACGAGAAUUCAAAAAAUGGCUACCAGACGCAAAUGUUGUGUUAUAUCAUGGUAAUGCCUAUGCUAGGGAACUAAUAAGGUCUUACGAACUUUCAACAAUUGAAAUGAAGGAUGAAACCAAUGAUAAUGAAGACACUGAGAACAGUGAUUUGAUUGAAAAGAACUGUUUCAAUAAUUCAGAUUCCAAAGAUGAAACACGUGAUAAAUAUGGUCAUAAAAACAUGCAAAAAUACGCGCGCGCGGGGACUGGUGGUAAUGGAUUAUUUAGGCGUUAUGGGUCGAGAUCGUCCAGGCAAACAAGAAGGAGAUAUAGAUUUGAUGUAGUAAUAACUACUCCUUCAAUACUAAACAGCCAAGUCGACUGUGACUUUCUUCGCCAAAUUGAUUGGUAUAUGAUGAUAGUGGAUGAGGCUCAUCAAUUGAAGAAUAGGGACAGUAAGCGUUUUAAGGAAUUGCACGAGUUUGGAACAAUGUACAGGCUAUUAUUGAGUGGAACUCCAUUACACAAUAAUUUAGAGGAGCUUUGGAGUCUUUUACAUUUUCUUAAUCCAUUAAGGUUUCAAAAUUAUCAAGAAUUUAGACUAAGGUACCCUGAUAUAGAGAAUCCAAAUGUUAUUGGGCCAGAUAAGCAGAGACAAUUAGAAGAACUACAGAAUGAAUUACAAGAGUAUGUUUUAAGGAGAGUGAAGAGAGAUGUUGAGAAAAGUUUGCCAAAUAAAGUGGAACGAAUUCUAAGAGUGGAACUUUCUCCUCAACAGACAGACAUGUACAAAUCAAUUCUGACUCGUAAUUAUGACGAACUGAGUAAGACUACAGGAGGUACAAAGACCUCUUUGCAAAACAUAUGUAUGGAGCUUAAGAAGGUUUGUAAUCAUCCUUUUCUGAUUCACAGGCCAGAGCUAGAUCCUUCUCAGGGUAUUACAAUUGCUAGCAUUCAGCACCAGCUUGUUUAUGGAUGUGGUAAAUUGUGCCUACUUGAUAAAUUACUUUCAAGGUUAAAAGAAAAAGGAAGCAGAGUACUGAUUUUUUCCCAGAUGGUGAGAAUGCUAAAUAUUAUAUCGGAAUUCUUGAUUCUCAGAGGAUUUAGACACCAACGUUUAGACGGGACAAUGGGAAAAGAACUUAGAAAAAAAGCAAUGGAUCACUUUAAUUCUCCUAAUAGCGACGACUUUUGCUUUCUUCUUUCCACCAAAGCUGGCGGACUUGGAAUUAAUUUAACUACUGCCGAUACUGUAAUCAUCUAUGACUCAGACUGGAACCCACAGAAUGAUUUACAAGCAGAAGCUAGAGCUCACCGUAUAGGCCAAAAGAAACAAGUUCAAAUCUAUAGACUUGUUACUAAAGACUCAAUUGAGGAAAAUAUUCUUGAGAGGGCAAAAACUAAAAUGGUCUUAGACACUUUAGUAGUUCAAGGACUUAAUAACAUCAGCUCAAACAGCUCUCAACCACAAAUUAGCUCUUCUGCAGCCGCAUCUGUGGUUGCUAUGGCUUCCCAGGCACUUUACCCAAAUGGAAAAAAACCUGGCUCUGGUGGAGCCUCUUUUAGUCGUGAUGAACUUGCCAAAAUAUUAAAGUUUGGUGCCCAGAAACUGUGGAAUAAAGGAACAGAAAAAAAACCCGCCCAAAAUAUGUCAAGUUCGGACCCUGCAUAUAGUCACUGUGCCAAUUCUGAAUGUGGGGAAACUUGCAUGCACGAUGGAAUUCAUGUGGACAAUAAUCAAGGUGCAAAAAAACAGUUAAAAGUAGAAAAUGAGAAUUCAGAAGAUUUUUUGGAGGAAGAUAGAAGAUUUGCAUCUCAGAUUGAUUUAGACCAAGUCUUGGCUGACGCUGAGGAACAUGUACAUGAUACACAGGGCCUGGCUGACGGACUUUUGCGUUCAUUUGCAAAUAUUGCAGAUUUUAGGUAUGAGGCGCCACCCCUAAUCAUUGAUUCAAACACUGGAGCUUUGGUUCCGCUGAGCGAGAAUAAAAAGGCAGAAGGUGAAGUGGAUUUUGAUAGUAAAGAAUUUUGGGAAAAGACAAUUCCAGAGGAGGAGAGGCUUAAGUUAAUGGAACAAAAUCAACAAAAUACAAUAAUUACUGGUCCUCGAAAGAGUGCUAUGAGAGAUGGUUCUCUAAAGUAUAGAGAUGAUGGAUAUACAUAUGUUGGUGUUGAUAAUUCUGGGUCUGAUGAUGGGAAGUUAGGCGAUCAAGGAUCAGAUGAGGACGAAACUUUCGCAACAAAAAGUAAAAAGCAGUCAAAAAAAAAAUUCAAGGAAAAGAAUAAGAAAUCAAGUGGGGGAACUUCUGGAAAGAGUAGAGCUUCUGGCUCAAAUGGAAAUAAUAAGAAAACAGAUUUAGGUCAAUCUGAACAAAUUGAAAAUACUGAAAUGAAAUUAGGUUCUGAAAAAGAUUUGGAUAAAACUCCAGAAAGUUUGGGAGAAUUAGUUCCUAAUAAGGAAUAUCCGCUUCCUGAGCAACCACUGCAUAAUAGGGAAGACUUUGAAGCAUUAAUGUUGGAAAUAACUAGUUUUCCACACAAAUAUAAUCAAGAUAAUGAACAAUUUCCAACUGAAAUUAAUAAAAUCUACAGAGACAUCUCAAACGGGGUAAAGUCAGUUAAGAGUGGGAAGAGAUCAAGAAGAGAUCCUCGAGUACUGCAUCCAAAACGUAGGUUUAAGUUAUUUAGGUCAAUCUUAAAAUUUGGAGAUCCAUAUAGAAGAUUGGAUGACAUUAUAAUGGAUUCCAGAUUAAAAGGUAAAGUUGAAAGGGGUACUAUAUUGAAUGAGUCUCAGAUUAUUGUUGCCCUGUGUUACGAGAAAACCCAAAAAGAAUUGGUCUCUGAAAGUGCUUUAAACAUAUCCAAGGAGGAGGUAGAAAUUAGAGAUGAAGAGGAUAUUCAAAUUACUAAUUCAAAUUGUGAGGGCACUAGUAUUUUGGAAGGCCAAUCAACUGCAGAUACUACAAUAAUAGGAGGCGUAUCUUUAGAACCUGGUUCAAUAGAAGAUUUUGUUGAGGAAAAUGAUGUGGAUAAUAGCAAUCAUGGUUCUAAGGCCUUAAAAAAGAAUUUACUUUUGAUUGGAAAUCACAGAGCAAAUGCUUUAGAGCUUGUUGAAAGGAUUAAGAUGCUAUCUUCACUUGAUAAACUGAUGAGAGAAUGCAAUCCGGGGGUAGAAAAGCCUUGGAGUCUUCCAACUGGUCCCUUAGCUAGGCCAGAUAGAGAAUCAGUUAAGAGAGAUGAAGAUAACGAGAAUGAAAAUGAGGAUGAUGCUGAUGACGAGGAUGAAGAUUUAGAUGAAGAGGAAGAUAAAGAAAAACCGUUUGAUCUUUCUGUUGAAAAUUCCUUUGAAGUUAAAGAGACAGAACCACCUACGGAGAAUGAAAACCAAGAAAAACCAUCUGAUGUGAGUGAUCUUGAGGGUAGGUACCUUAAAUUUGAGCUUCCUCCUAUUUUGGUUAAAUCACUUAGAACUCCUUCUUGGGGGAUUCCCUGGACUCUUCAAACUGAUAUCGAUAUACUCAAAGGCAUUUAUAUAUACGGAUUUUCAAAUUGGACAAUGAUGUCAAUGGAUGAAAAUUUGUCUCUCUCAUGUAUUAAAAGUGUAAAGUUUGAUAAGCUAAAACAAAGAACUUUAAGAGUGAUGAAGCAUUUACAUUCAGUAAUGGUUAUAGGUAAAACUGCUCGUAAGAAAAGAAAACUUAUCCCAGCUUUUGCUUCUGAUCAAGAAUAUCCCGAUACUUGUAAAGGUGAGAAUUCUAUCCCUAAACGUGGUAAGAAGGUUGCAAGAAAGUAUGAGGAUCCGAACCACAAGGAUAAAGGAGGGCAAACAUUUGGACAGUUUAAUGAUAACAAUGGCAAUGAAAUUGCAAAUUAUUCAAAACCCUUAGUUGUUGGUGGUAAAAAGGGACUACCAGAAUUUGUACUUGAAUGUUCCAAUAUUGAUGAGAAGGAUUUAAAAAAACAAGCAAGGACGUGUUUUAAUCAUAGUAACGUAAAACCUCAGCUUUUAGAGAUCAAGAAACUUUUCCACCCUACAAAUAAUAUGACCGACUCCGAUGUUGUUGCUAACCUCAAAGUUUUACUUCCUGUUGUUGGGGAUGAAAUCAAUGAGAUCCUUAAAUUUGCAAUGAAUGAGGAAACCAGAAAGAAGGUCCACGACUGUCUUUGGUCUUAUGUUGCCAAAUGCACUGUUUUCCAGCCCCAAGACAUAGAAAAGAUUUAUCUUAGCUGGAAAGGCAUUGUUUCUCCAGAGCCUAGUACAGGUGCUGUCACUGAAAUCAAUCCCAAUCCUUCAAUUGAGCUUGAAACUGACCCUGAACCUAAAUCUGGUCCUAAACCUGAGCCAGAGCCUGAGCCUGUGCCUGAGCCUGAGCCUGAGUCUAGUCAUACCGGUCGUUCUAAUUUUCAAUAA
Molecule: messenger RNA, 6060 nt
Organism: Cryptosporidium ubiquitum
Lineage: Eukaryota; Apicomplexa; Conoidasida; Eucoccidiorida; Cryptosporidiidae
Exons: 1
Coding region: 1-6060 (2019 amino acids)
Biological process (GO): nucleosome organization; regulation of transcription by RNA polymerase II
Cellular component (GO): nucleus; chromatin
Molecular function (GO): histone binding; ATP binding; DNA binding
Source: RefSeq, a predicted model, not a curated record